Messenger RNA from Argentina anserina (silverweed cinquefoil), 1434 nucleotides. RefSeq names its product exopolygalacturonase-like. Lineage: Eukaryota; Viridiplantae; Streptophyta; Magnoliopsida; Rosales; Rosaceae. The record is from RefSeq and is a predicted model, not a curated record. The coding region runs from base 1 to 1434 and encodes 477 amino acids. Gene Ontology annotation, biological process: carbohydrate metabolic process. Gene Ontology annotation, molecular function: polygalacturonase activity. The transcript has 5 exons.
AUGUCUAUGGGAUUAAGAUCGCCGUACAUAGUUACCGCAAGGAGAUUAGUUGCUAUUAUUCUCGUAGGUUUAGUCUUUCUCGCUUGCGCGUCCGAUGGUGCAUCCCGUGGACAUCUUUUGAGGGCUGGUGCACCCCGUCGGAGCCUCACUGAUACUACGAACCGAAAAGUAUUCGAUGUCACAGCUUUCGGUGCCAAGCCUGAAUCUGGCGAUUCAAAAGGACGCAAAAUGGGAGAGCUUCCCGGCGGUGGAGAUCCAACUAAACAAGUCCCCGUCGGUGAUAAUGGGAAAGAUGACGGCCCGAAUCCUGAUGGCAACAAUGAUACUGGAGUGGCAUUCAUUAAGACGUGGGUGGCCGCAUGCAGAGGAGAGUACAAAGGUCCGGCAAAGGUUCUUAUUCCAAAGGGCACAUUUUUGACUGGACCUAUGGUGUUCCAAGGCCCCUGCACCAGCUCGAAGGACAUCGUGGUGGAAAUUCAGGGAGAAGUGAAAGCCACAACCGAUCUGAGCGAUUAUCCCUCCCCUGAAUGGAUCCAGUUCGAAAGUAUCGACGGUUUGAUUGUCACCGGUGACGGAGUUGUCAAUGGCCAAGGCGAGAAGACAUGGAAUGGAAAUGGCUGCGAUAAGGACGACUGCCCCCAUGCCCCAUCCAGCUUGAAAUUUAUAAAGGUUAAGAAUGCACUUAUAGAGGGAAUCACAUCCUUGAACAGCAAGUACUUCCAUUACCACGUCACUGACUGCAGCGGCGUUACCCUGGACCGUGUGCACAUCACUGCUCCUGGUGAUAGCCCUAACACUGACGGCUGCCACAUCAGUGAUUCCGACAAUGUCAAAGUGAUCAACAGCGUUAUUGCAACCGGAGACGAUUGUGUUUCCAUCGGGCAGGGCGCCCGCCAAAUCACCGUCAACAACGUUACUUGCGGCCCUGGCCAUGGCAUCAGUGUUGGAAGUCUUGGAAAGUAUAAGAACGAACAACCCGUGGUUGGUGUCAAUGUGACCAACUGCAGAUUGUCGAACACAACCAACGGUGCCAGAAUCAAAACUUGGGCCAAUGAAAACGGAGGAGAAGCAAGCGGAAUUGUAUUCGAUAACCUUGUCUUGGACCAUGUAAAAGCUCCAAUCGUCAUCGAUCAACACUAUGGAAUGAAGAAAGAUCCGGUAAUUAAUUCAAAUAAUCCAAACGCCGGAGCGCAAUCCCUAUAUAAGCUCCGUGAUAUCCACUUCAGAAACAUAAAGGGCACCUCGUCGCAAAACGUUGCCGUGUCACUAGCUUGUAGCGCUAAAAACCCUUGUGACGGGGUUGAGUUGAACAACAUCGACAUUGCCUUCGGAGGCGCUGCUACCAACAAAAACACGGGCAUCGCAUCAGAAUGUUACAACGCAAAGGUUACUACUAAGGGCACAAUUAAUCCAGCAGCACCGGCUUGCAAAUGA